This is a messenger RNA of Malaclemys terrapin pileata, 1527 nucleotides long. It is a transcript of the gene MPC1, whose product is annotated as mitochondrial pyruvate carrier 1. Gene Ontology annotation, biological process: pyruvate import into mitochondria. Gene Ontology annotation, cellular component: mitochondrial inner membrane. The transcript has 5 exons. NCBI's taxonomy places the organism in Eukaryota, Metazoa, Chordata, Testudines, Emydidae. The record is from RefSeq and is a predicted model, not a curated record. Bases 16 to 339 code for a protein of 107 amino acids.
CACCCCCCUGCCGCCAUGGCGGGGGUGCUGGCCCGCAAGGCCGCGGACUAUGUGCGGAGCAAGGACUUCAGGGACUAUCUGAUGAGUACGCACUUUUGGGGACCGGUAGCCAACUGGGGACUCCCUAUUGCUGCUAUUAAUGACAUGAAGAAAUCUCCAGAGAUCAUCAGUGGCCGAAUGACAUUUGCACUGUGUUGUUACUCUUUGACUUUUAUGAGAUUUGCCUACAAGGUACAGCCAAGAAACUGGCUUCUGUUUGCAUGUCACUUCACUAAUGAAAUCGCACAGCUAAUCCAAGGAGGACGACUGAUGAAAUACAGGAUGGAAAAGAAGAACUAAAUAUCUUUAUCUGGGAAAAACAGAAUGUGCUCCUCAUCGUGAAUUACAACAAAGGAAGAGCUCUACAGGUGCUGUGAUGCAGACUUUUGCAUUUUCUUCUCCAUCAUAAAAUUCAUCAUGAAUACAAGAUCUUGCCAACACAAAACACAUCAACCUUCCGUUAAAUUUUGUAGCCUGCCUUUUUUGUAAAGUACUCUUCCGAAUGUAAACAAUUACAUCUAACUCUUUGCUGCCUUACAAGUACUGACUUUACUUUUCUAUUAAUGAAAUUACUUAUCCAAAUCAUGUUUAAUAAUUUUUUUAAAAAGAUGAGAACUUUUGUUUUUAUUUAACCAGCUACAUAACUGAAUGGCACAGGACCAUUUCAUGCAUCUUAAGCCUGCUAGAUCAAUGUGAACGUAGAGGUCAGUAAGACACAAUUGUAGAUGGUGUAAUUGUUCUGCAUAUUUAAAUAUUUUAAAAACCAUUUAACAUAGUACUUGCAGAGCAUCCAUUCCUUACUGUUUCAUCAUUAAAAUUUAUACCAGACUUCAGCAAGACAUUGCUGAUCUAAAAGUAUGCAUUUGCAGGCUUGCCAGGUCACUCAUUGCAUGUCUGUUUUCAGUAAUGUGACUAAUGGAUUUUACCUGAAAGGGCAUGCUACUUACUUUUUUUUACAUAAUUCCUGGUCCCUAGAAUCACCUUGAGAGAAGCAAGAAUUUCUUGUAAACCUAAGGAGGGUAACAGGUUACAAACAUGCAUAUUAAGAAGAUUGGAAUGUUGUGGAUUUUUAUAUUUUGUUAAACAUAUUCAUUUUGUGCAGGUGGGCCUCUGAAGGUCACUCCAGUCCUUAUUCAGGCAAAAAAACUUCCCUUUCCUUCGGUGGGAGCCUUGUCAGGGUGAGAUCUGAAGGAUAAAACUCCAUUGUCUGUUUUCCUCACAUUGUGGCAGUCCAAGUGUGUGUGUGGGUUUUCUUUUUCUUUUCUUUUUUUUUCUCUCCUGCUUACUUCUUCAUCACACUUGCUUGAAAGUGGCAUCAGCAACUGCAAAUAAUGCAUACAACAUAAAUAAUGUAUGUGCCAGACAUAAUUUUAUUAUCAGUAAAAUGAUUUUGGACAGUAAAAUCUGUGUCCCAACUAAGUAAUGUACUGUCAGAAAGUUUUAAUCAAAAUAAUGGCAAUAAAUUUCAAUAAAACUCUGAUGCAAGUA